Messenger RNA from Panthera uncia (snow leopard), 420 nucleotides. RefSeq names its product ribosomal protein L37a (gene RPL37A). Gene Ontology annotation, molecular function: structural constituent of ribosome. Gene Ontology annotation, cellular component: ribosome. The record is from RefSeq and is a predicted model, not a curated record. Gene Ontology annotation, biological process: translation. Lineage: Eukaryota; Metazoa; Chordata; Mammalia; Carnivora; Felidae. Bases 79 to 357 code for a protein of 92 amino acids. The transcript is spliced from 4 exons.
ACUUCCGCCCGCUUGCCUAAAACCGCGCUUGCGCAAUGAGUCUCUUCCUCUCUGGGCUCGGGCCUAGGCUGCGGCGACAUGGCUAAACGCACCAAGAAGGUCGGGAUUGUCGGUAAAUACGGGACCCGUUAUGGUGCCUCCCUCAGGAAAAUGGUGAAGAAGAUUGAAAUAAGCCAGCACGCCAAGUACACUUGCUCCUUCUGUGGCAAGACCAAGAUGAAAAGACGAGCUGUGGGGAUCUGGCAUUGUGGUUCCUGCAUGAAAACCGUAGCGGGUGGUGCCUGGACCUAUAACACCACUUCUGCUGUCACAGUAAAGUCGGCCAUCAGAAGACUGAAGGAGUUGAAAGACCAGUAGAAGCUUCACCAUUUGAAACAUUGCUAGCCUAUAAUAAAUGGGUUAAUUUAUAUAACAAAAUUA